Molecule: messenger RNA, 777 nt
Organism: Gamsiella multidivaricata
Lineage: Eukaryota; Fungi; Mortierellomycota; Mortierellomycetes; Mortierellales; Mortierellaceae
Product: kinase-like domain-containing protein
Exons: 3
Biological process (GO): protein phosphorylation; intracellular signal transduction; microtubule cytoskeleton organization
Cellular component (GO): cytoplasm
Molecular function (GO): tau-protein kinase activity; ATP binding; protein serine/threonine kinase activity
Source: RefSeq, a predicted model, not a curated record
AUGGUUCUGCACCACCCUUACAUUGUCAGUCUGUACGAGGUCAUGGUUCUGCCGCAUCACUACUACAUGGUGCUUGAGCACGUUGAUGGUGGGCAAAUGCUGGACUACAUCAUUUCGCAUGGAAAACUGAAGGAGAAGCACGCCAGAAAGUUUGCGCGCCAGAUUGCAUCGGCUCUUGACUAUUGCCACCGAAACUCGAUUGUUCAUCGCGAUCUCAAAAUUGAGAACAUCCUGAUUUCAAAGUCUGGCAACAUCAAGAUCAUUGACUUUGGGUUGUCAAACCUGUACUCGCCUCGGUCACAUCUAUCCACAUUCUGCGGAUCGCUAUACUUUGCUGCACCCGAAUUGUUAAACGCCAAAGUGUACACGGGCCCUGAGGUUGAUGUCUGGAGCUUUGGUAUCGUACUCUACGUCUUGGUCUGCGGAAAGGUUCCCUUUGAUGAUCAAUCAAUGCCUGCCCUUCAUGCCAAGAUCAAGAGGGGUUUUGUCGAAUAUCCUGCAUGGCUCAGCAACGAUUGCAGGCAUCUACUUUCAAGGAUGCUUGUCACGGUUCCGAGCCAAAGAGCGACCAUGGCGGAGGUCAUAGCCCAUCCUUGGAUGAACAAGUCUUAUGAUGCUCCCCAGCCUAGCUAUUGUCCUCAGAGAAGCCCCCUGACGGAGCCUCUGGAUAUGAAUGUCAUCCGUGGCAUGACAGGAUUUGAGUUUGGCACAGAGCAGGAGAUUGAGCAGCGCUUGUUGGCCAUUAUUCGCAGCGAAUCGUACCAGACCGCCGCCAAA